Molecule: messenger RNA, 2133 nt
Organism: Folsomia candida
Lineage: Eukaryota; Metazoa; Arthropoda; Collembola; Entomobryomorpha; Isotomidae
Exons: 7
Coding region: 63-1952 (629 amino acids)
Biological process (GO): protein phosphorylation
Molecular function (GO): protein kinase activity; ATP binding
Source: RefSeq, a predicted model, not a curated record
UCAUCAGUAAAACUAAACGUUUCCUCCUGCUUGACGGAUUGAAUUGGAACGUUUUUUUUAAAAUGAAUAUAAAUAUUGUCACUACUUUGAAAAGAUUUCCUAGAAUAAUUAGAGCAUGGAAUUGGUACAAGAUAAAUCACUAUUCCAGUCUAACAUUACUAGUAGCCGUUCUGACUAUAAUACUUACAAAUAAAUCCGAAGAAUUUGAGAAAACUGAGAUAUCCAUAAUUAAAAGAAGAUCUGGAGAGACAAUCCUAACUGUGGAUGGAGUGCAGGAAAUCGAAUUCGACUCAAUGAUCGACUCAAUGGGUUUCCUAGUAUAUGAGGAUGAUUAUGAAGAUUGUGGAAAAUUGAAACAAGUACGAGGCUCGAAAAGCACGAUGCUGCUGGAUAAUUGGAAGUUUUCCUGUGAUCCCCUACAACGUCUCAGAUUAGCGAAACGUGCCGGAUACAGUGGCAUUAUUGGGUACAAUAUCCCCACCGGGUACAAAACACCGCCAGGAGUAUCGGUCUCAUUAACCUUGAUUGGUGAAAGUGAUGCAAAUAUUUUGAAGAAAUAUUCCUACCCGAAUUCCGUCAGAUUUUAUGUUUCUUCUAAACCUGUGACAUAUGUGAGAGGACGAUACUGGUUUGUGCCGGAUUGCAGUGUCCAACAACUUUUGAUUUACGUGUUUAUAACUUUCUUCACUGUGAGAUUCUUACUGGUUCCCAACGAAUACAAUAUUUUGGACCUGUACUACUUUUACAUGUAUCCAAGACUUAAAUAUUCGGAGUUAGGUGUGAAUAUUCCCAUCCCACUCAGCAAGAAACUACUUUAUUACUUCAGUUCCACGAAAUAUGGGGCUUAUCCAGAACCCAUAGCGUAUACUCAUAUUGAAAAUGAACGGGUUAAAGCUAUCCAAGAAAUUAAUAAUAAUAAUGACGACUUUUCGGAUUUUGGAAUUGGAGAUAAAGAUUUCGAACUAGUGUCUGACAUAUCAGUGGGAACGUAUGGGAACGUUACAAAGAAAAAGUUUCUCCCUACCGGGGAACAAGUCGCGGUGAAAUCUAUUCUUAAAAUUUAUAACGGGUCCAUCCUGGAAUCUGAAGUUCUUCAAUGUGGCAACAUUUCUGAUGCAAUUGUGCGUCUAUUGUACGCAUACGAGUCAGAUAUAUAUAUUCAUUUUGUCACAGAUUUGAUGCAGGGCAGUUUAUUGGAUUUCACCAAAUUACUUAGAAAAGAUCAUGCAAAAAUUUUUGCCGUCGAGUUAGGACUGGGACUUGAAGCGUUACACAGUUUCGGAGUUGCUCAUCGAGAUUUGAAACCGGCAAAUGUCUUUCUAGAUCAAAAAUUUCACAUCAAAAUAGGGGAUUUUGGUUGUUCCGCUAAAUUGAGACAGGGGAAAGUACGAAGGGAGCUUCACCAACUUGGCACGAAGGGAUAUUGGGCCCCAGAAAACUAUUGUAACGAUUGGACCCUUAACUCUGACUGGUGGGCGUAUGGUUGCAUCGUAUUUGAAAUGUUUACCAAAGGCAGAUUAUUCCUUACGAACGAAAUUUUACUGGAUCUUGAAACCAAAAACGUUUCAAAACGUUCUUUAUGGUUACGAAUCAUGGCCAAUAUGGGUGACGAGGAUGUCAAAAAGCUGUUAAAAAAUGUCUUAAAUAAGUCUAAAUUUAGAACCCCAUUCACAAAUGGGAUGCAAUUUUCGGAGCGUACGGAAUACUUGGGAGUACCAAUUCCCGUUGAUAGAUCAAAAAAUAUCCUGACACACAUACCAUUAUUGAAGAUAAACCGUGUAAACAAUGAUCCAGGAAGGAAUGAUGAUGCCGCACUGCAAUUCUUCCAGAGGCAAAUGUUUGCCAGAAUUUUUAUAAAUAAUACAGACUUAAGAAUUGAUCAAGAUUUUCGCUUCGAUCAUAAAAGUAAAAGUUGCUACCAAACGAAUUCAUUGAUAGGCCAGUUGUUCUAACUAAUCGGCAUUAAAAGAGGAAGUGAUUAAAUUUGCAACUACUUUAAUUUACUUGGGAACACUUGGCAAUAAUACCAACUCUCCAAAGGCUCAAACCUUUAGCAAAUUAUAAGCAUCAUUAUUAAAUAAAUUAUUACAAAAUAUAUUGUAAAAGCAAUAAAUAUGUUAUCUCUGCAUUCUA